Messenger RNA from Hydra vulgaris (swiftwater hydra), 1021 nucleotides. Lineage: Eukaryota; Metazoa; Cnidaria; Hydrozoa; Anthoathecata; Hydridae. The record is from RefSeq and is a predicted model, not a curated record.
UUGUGAAGCGAGGUCGACCAGCAGAAGUUAUAGAAUCAUGUUUAAAAUGUUCUGAACAUUGGCAAUAUGUGCAAAGGUUCUCAUUAACUGUAAACAUGAGGGUUCAGAUAGAAGAAGAGGAAUUUUCUCAAUGGCUUUUAAAGCUUGGAAGUGGAACAUUACCUGUCAAGCCUGAAGAUUCUUUGCGAGGGUGUAUUGAAAUACCUGAGCAGUGCUUUCUCAGUGAUAAUGAAUCUAUUGUGGAGAAGAUUUUCGGUGGUGCAGAAGAAGCUGAUUAUGCAAAACGUGCUAUUUUAACGCCAACAAAUGUUGAUUCAUUGGCAAUAAAUGAAGAAGUGCUUCAUCGUUUACCCGGUGAUGUGAAACAUAUUUAAGUUCAGAUAGCAUUGAUACUGAUGAUCUUAAUGAAAUUAAUAACUUUCCAGUCGAGUUUUUAAAUAGUUUGACUCCAUCAGGUAUGCCUGUUCAUUGCCUAAAAUUAAAAAUUGAUGCUGUUAUAAUGCUACUUAGAAAUUUAGAUCUCAAAGGUGAACUUUGUAAUGGAACCCGUUUGAUGGUGCGUGCAUUACACAACAAUUAUAUUGAUGGUGAGGUUUUAACAGGUGUAUCAGCUGGUAACAGGGUAUUUGUUCCUCGAGUUCAAUUAGCUCCAUCAGAUGCAAAUUUACCUUUUACACUUAAACGCCGUCAGUUUCCAGUUAGGUUAGCAUACUCAAUAACCAUAAAUAAAAGUCAAGGUCAAACAUUUGAAAAAGUUGGUGUUUAUCUCAAAAAACCUUGCUUUUCACACGGCCAAUUAUAUGUUGCAUGUUCAAGAACAAGAUCAUUUAAUAGUUUGUUUUUCAAAGUUGAUAAACAUCCAUUACAAGCAAUGCUGAUAAAACUGAAUUUUUUUAAAAAAAGAGUUAUUCCAGCCUUCCAACCAAAUAUUAGAGACUUUUAAAAAAGCACUCUCACAAAAUAAUGCUUUUAUAAUCAAUUUAAAAGUCUUUCAAAUCGUUAACCAUUUUCUAAAGGCGAA